Messenger RNA from Nestor notabilis (Kea), 2824 nucleotides. It is a transcript of the gene IBTK, whose product is annotated as inhibitor of Bruton agammaglobulinemia tyrosine kinase. The annotation marks the transcript as partial. Gene Ontology annotation, molecular function: protein tyrosine kinase inhibitor activity; protein kinase binding. The record is from RefSeq and is a predicted model, not a curated record. Gene Ontology annotation, cellular component: nucleoplasm; cytoplasm. Lineage: Eukaryota; Metazoa; Chordata; Aves; Psittaciformes; Psittacidae. The transcript is spliced from 20 exons. Gene Ontology annotation, biological process: negative regulation of protein phosphorylation.
ACAGCUGAACCUUAAAAAAGUUCUUGUCAGUGGGGGAUAUUUAGAAUAUAAGGUAGAUACCCAGCAUCUUGAAGAAAAUGGAGGUCAGAAGAUUUGCAUUCUAUCACUGGAUGAAGCUGGAAGGGUGUUUUGCUGGAAGUCAUCUAACAACUCCAUGAAGCAGUGUCGUUGGGUGUAUGGCCGGCAAGUCUUCAUGUCUGAUGUCGCUUUAAAUGGGAACGAAAUAAUGUUUGUCACACAGGAUGGUGAAGCCUUUACGGGGAAGUGGCUAGAAGAAGGGAAAAAAAUCUCAGAAAAAAAAGCAGAACUUGUAUCGAGCCUUCAGAAUUCUUCAUGUGAUGUGUCCUGUGAACAUGAUACAAACAGUGUGUAUGAAAGAAUUCGACUUCAGAAGCUUACUUUUGUCCACCGAGCUGUUAGUAUUGCCGCUGAUCCUAAUGGUUGCAAUUUUGCUGUUUUACAGUCAGAUCCUAAAACAAGUCUCUAUGAAAUUCCAAGUGUGUCAUUAUCAAAUUUUGGAGAGGAUUUUGGCAAGCUGUUAGAUGAAACAGAUGAAAUGGACAGCAUCCAUGAUGUGACUUUUCAGAUUGGCACAAGAACUUACCCCGUACACAAAUACAUCUUGGCUGAACGCUCUGACUUCUUCAGGAAGCUGUUUGCUUCCAGUGACAACCAGCUAGACACUCCAGACGUCUACCGUAAAGAUGAAGAUGCUGUUGGAUGUGAUCUUUAUGUAAUAGAGAAAGUUCAUCCAGAUCUGUUUGUGUACCUUCUGCAGUUCAUAUACACUGAUACUUGUGAUCUUCUGACUCAUGGUUAUAAACCAAAAAUCCUGCAUAAAGGAAAAUCAGAAGAAUACCAAGAUACUUUAAUUUCUAACCUGAGCAAAAUGAGUUUUAAUGAAAAUGUUAAUGGAAAGUCGGCAUUUGAGAUUUAUAGAAAUAAUCAAGUGAAAGUUAUAAAUGAAAAACAGAAGACCAAAUCCAAAAAAUGCAAAGCUGUUGGUGAAGAAGCUAACCUCAUAAAAAUGUUGCAAAGUUCUGCGGAGAAGUUUGGACUCAGCAAUUUAAGUGAAAGGUUGGAUGGUGUCAGGUUAGAAAAUGGAAAAAUUAAUGUUGUCAACAAGAAGAAUGGGAACAAACUGAAGUUCAAUCAGAAGAAAUGUUCGUACCUCUGCGACGUGACACUGAAAUCUUUAGAUGGAAAGGAAUUCCCGUGUCAUAAGUGUGUACUUUGUGCAAGACUUGAUUAUUUUCACAGCAUGUUAAGCAGCUCAUGGAUUGAGGCUUCCUGUUGUUCAGCUCUGGAAAUGCCAAUCCAUUCUGACAUACUACAAAUAAUUGUAGAUUACCUGUAUACAGAUGAAGCUCUUGCGAUAAAAGAUUCUCAAAAUGUGGAAUUCAUAUGUAAUAUUCUUGUGGUGGCAGACCAGCUUCUUGUGUCCAGACUCAAAGAAAUCUGUGAAGUAGCCAUUGCAGAAAAACUUACUUUAAAGAAUGCUGCUGAGCUUUUGGAGUUCUCAGCAACGUACAACGCUGAACAGCUAAAACUGUCCUGCUUGCAGUUCAUAGUACUUAAUAUGGCAGCUUUGCUGGAAGCGAGGACUCUGGAUGUCUUAAGUGAUGAAGUUGUAAAGGAUCUUUCAGAUUAUUACAGGAAAACUAUUCCAGCCAUGGUCAGGAGAGUUAUUACUCCAUAUCCAGAUGGACCUGACAUAAGUUCUUUUGAACCUGAAGAUGGAGAGAACUUUGUCUUUUUAAGGGAAGAAAUGAAUACAGAACAAAAUUUUCAGGAAGCCCUUUUCAAAAAAGCAAAAAAUAAGGCAAAAAAGAAGCCACGAAAACGGUCCAAUAGCUCUGGAGGAUAUAAUUUAUCAGAUAUUAUUCAGAGUCCAGCCUCCACAGGCUCAGUAAAACUGGAUAAAACUAGCUCUGUAGAAUCACUUCCAGAACUCUUAACAUCUGACUCUGAAGGUAGUUACGUGGGAGUGGGUAGCCCCAGAGACUUGCAGUCCCCAGAUUUCACAAAAGGAUUUCAUCCAGAGAGGGCUGAGAUGAAGGACAAAGCAUGCAAUCAUGGUAUGAAACCCUCUCAACCUAAUAAGGAUAUGAAGUCAUACAAGGGAUCAUCAGCGUUGGCACAGUCUGUUCCACAGUCCAUUCCCAGUGCCAAAACCAACUCUGGAAGCUCUCCCAAUUGGGUAGCAAGUAGUUUCAGCCCUGCCAGCCCUCCUGCUAUGGAUCUAAGAACUAUCAUGGAAAUUGAAGAAAGUAUGCAGAAAUGUGGAACCAUGCCAAAGGCAAAUUCAGGCAGAAUGGCGUCUCAUGGAAUCAAGCUUUCUCAGAAGCAAAGGAAAAUGAUCGCUCUGGCAGCAAAAGAUAAUGGAUCAGUAACUAGCAGCACAGAGCCUACUACACUAGUAACGGCACCACCCCCACCUACAAAAGUUGCAAAACUAGGGAAUGCAUGGUCAUCUUCAUUACAUUCUGCUUUGCCAAAGUCAUUCCGUGAUCUUGUAAUGGAAGAAGAAAAAUGUAUGAGUGCAAAUAAUUCUCCUGGUACUAGUAUCAAACGAGCUGGAUAUAAAGGAACUGAGGAUUCAUCAGCCCAAAACACCGUAAGGAGCACCACUAGAAGUAGCCCAGGCCUAGAAGACCAUGUUCUGGACUCUCCACAGCUGGAGAGUCAUAAUCCUUGGUCAGCAGCAUCACCAACUAGCUCUCCUGUGAUAGCACCUGUCAUGUUUUCAGCUAUCAUAGAGGAAGAGCUCCAGCAAGAAGCUGCUCUUAUUAGGAGCAGAGAAAAACCUUUGGCUUUGAUCCAG